Triticum urartu is the source of this 1343-nucleotide messenger RNA. RefSeq lists its product as uncharacterized. The record is from RefSeq and is a predicted model, not a curated record. Lineage: Eukaryota; Viridiplantae; Streptophyta; Magnoliopsida; Poales; Poaceae.
AUUUACGGGGGGCUCAGCUCCAUCCGAAAAUGAGUUCGUAUAAUAGAGAGCGAGGAAGCUUCUUCCUCCACGCUCAUAUAUAUCCCACUAGCACAGUGCAGCUCGUGCCGGACGAGAAAGAAGGACGGAGGGAGAGGCAGUUAGGUCGCUGAAUCUGAACGGAACACUCUGAAACGCCCACGCCCUGACUGCUCAAAAUCCUCCAUUUAACCCCUACCUCAAAUUUGAGCAACUUCGGUGCAAAUUCUCCGAGACAUGGGCGAAAUUCCCGAACCAGAGGUUCCCAAGCCCACGCCGGAGCCGUCGUCGUGGCUCAGCCUGAGAGUCUUCUACCUGCGGCUGAGCAGGUGCGAGGUGGACGAAUCCAUGCUGGACACCCUGACCAUCACCCACGCCCCGCUCACCUCCGACACCGUCCUGGAGGUGAACGGCGACAGGCCAAGAAGCACCGGCAACCACCACGGCCACGUCUCGUGCCCCCUCCGCAGGGACCGCGUGGACGCCGCGUCGCGCGAGGCCUCCUUCGUCAGCACGGCGACCGUGAGGAUGGCCGGGAGCGUGCGCUUCGAGGUCCGCGUCGGCGGCGGCGAGAGGCUCCUCGUGGGGAUCAUGGAGAUGUGCGACGUGGCGGAGGAGAAGAAGGGGUGGGUCAUGAAGUGCCAGGUCGCCAUGCAGCGGUGCUCGGGGUUCCUGAAAGGCGGCGGGGAGGAGGGUGCCAAGUCGCCGAUGGUCGAGGUGUACGUGGCGAGCCUGUUCCGGGGCAACCCGGUCGUGUUCACCAAGGCGAUGAAGCUGCGGCUCAGGAGGACGCGCCAGGUCAAGGCGCCGUUCAUGGAGCCCAUCCCCGAGUGCGGCGAGCACGCCGGCGACGACGCGAAAGAAACGCCGUCUGACCAGAAGCAUGAUCCACAGGAAUCGGAGUACAGGUGCUACAAGCCGGAGCCGGCCAUGGACGACGUCGACUACGACAGCUUGUACAUGGGAUCGGCGGGGCUGGAAGGCGGGGACAGCGAGCUCUCGUGGUUCACGGCCGGCGUCAGAGUGGGCGUGGGCAUCAGCCUGGGCAUCUUCCUCGGCGUCGGCAUCGGCGCUGGACUCCUGGCCCGUUCCUACCAGUCCACCUCCAGGAGUAUGAGGCGGCGGCUGAUCUCCGGCCUGCUCUGACUAUGAACGGCGGCAUUCCAGCAUAUCACGGAGCCAGCUGGGCACAGCAACUCUGUUUCUCUCCAGACGUGACGCGCAUGGAGAUUACUCUGUUGUCUGCUGGAUGUGUUUGUACACCCUUCUGCCUGUUAUAUAGAAGCACUAAUAUUGCUACUAAGAAUGCUGCAGUCGUGCACUAA